Messenger RNA from Triticum urartu, 999 nucleotides. It is a transcript of the gene FAP3, whose product is annotated as Chalcone-flavanone isomerase family protein. Gene Ontology annotation, cellular component: chloroplast stroma. Gene Ontology annotation, molecular function: fatty acid binding; intramolecular lyase activity. The record is from RefSeq and is a predicted model, not a curated record. Gene Ontology annotation, biological process: fatty acid metabolic process. Lineage: Eukaryota; Viridiplantae; Streptophyta; Magnoliopsida; Poales; Poaceae.
GACUUUUUAUACUACUAAAAAAAAAGAUAGGAUAAGGUACUCGCGUGUCCCCGGUCGUCCGUUCUCCGCCCAGCAAGAGCUGCGCCGCCAUGAUGGUCGCUUCCGUCGUGCCCUCUCCGCUGGCUGGUCCUGCACUCGCGAGGCCGGUCUGCACGCGUCUCCUUCCGCCCUGCGACCUGCCGGCCGGCCCCUCUUUGCAAUCGGCCAGCGGCUGCCGCGUCGCGCGCGGCGGCGCACGGCGCCCGCAGCACAUCUCGUUUGCAGCCGGAGGAGGCGCAGCGGGUGAUGCUUUUGUCGUAGAAGGCGCGACGAAUGUGAAGUUCUCUAGAGAGCUAACUGUUCCCGGCCACAAAGAGCCUCUGAUCAUCCUCGGCACAGGUUACAGAGACAAGUUCUUCGUCAAGGUAUACGCCGCAGCGUUCUACGUGGAUAUCUCCAUCGGACUCGAUACCGAGCAGUGGAGAAAAAAGGUUGGCCUUGAGACUUUCGAUGCUUCCUCGGGUUUUGACUCCAUUUUUAAAGACAGCGUACCUUGCAAUGCAGCACCGGUUGUGAAAUCUCUGAAUAUAACUCUAGUUAGAGACGUUGAUGGCAACACCUUUGUGAAGGCUUUGGAUGGCGUUAUUGCUCGCCGGAUUCAGAAACGUACCGAUGAGGAAGAAUCUUCACUGUCGGCCUUCCGGAACAGCUUUCUAGGGCGCAAUCUCAAAAAGGGAACAACCAUCUAUUUAACUUGGUUGGAACCCUCAAGAAUGCUGGUCUCGGUUUCGACUGACCAAGGUCCAUCCCAAGUCGACGCCGAGGUCAAAUCAGCUACUGUCAAUUAUGCUCUAUAUGAUGGCUUCUUCGGCAGCUCUCCCGUAUCCCCCACUUUGAGAUCUUCCACUGCUCAGCUGCUAGAAGCUAUCCUUACAAAGUGAUGUGCAGAGCAGGAUUAAUGUAUGGUCCCUGAAGACAAAGUGCAGAGUGAUGAAUGAAUACUAUAGCAGUUUUCUUGGA